Talaromyces rugulosus is the source of this 516-nucleotide messenger RNA. RefSeq lists its product as uncharacterized. Lineage: Eukaryota; Fungi; Ascomycota; Eurotiomycetes; Eurotiales; Trichocomaceae. Bases 1 to 516 code for a protein of 171 amino acids. The record is from RefSeq and is a predicted model, not a curated record. The transcript has a single exon.
AUGCCACCAAAAAAUCCUCGUUUAUAUGUGGCGAGAACUAAAAACAAGAAUCCGUCUGCCGAACCAGAAUGGGAAUUUGUUAUAGCCUCUUAUUCCACGAAGAAAUUUUGCAAUAAGAUCUGUCUAACCACGAGUCUCUCCCCUGCAACAAAUACCUUUGCUCGAAAUUACCAAAACGUUCCAGUCACCGUCUCACAAACAAGUAACUACGUGGUCAUUGUGUGCGUCGCCAAAAUACAGGAUUACGAACGGUUCUACAACAUAUUGAAAGCACAGUCGACCCCUCAGAAAAUCAAAGCAAUAUCGUCUCGGCUAUGGGUGCAAGGAAUAAUAAAUGCACUCAAUGAAGAUAUCGGUGCUCUUGGGACAAAAGUCACGGACUGGGAGACCGUCGGGCCCAAAACCGUCGACUUUAUGAAGAGAAUGAUCCAAAAGGAAACAGAUUUGACAAGUGGAGGAUCUGUGCCUCUAUGUGAUCUCCUCACAGGUCAUGAAAUACCAUUUCAUAAUCCAUGA